AUGUCUACAUUUAAUAAACCAUUCGCUUCAUCCUCUCCAACGGAUCACCGAAGCGCGAUAUGGGUGUCAACCCUGCUGUGCUUGACAUUCGUCGCCUUGGGCGUUGCAGCGAGGGUAUGGACACGUUUAAGAGCCUUUGGAAGCGAUGACUAUGUCAUUGUUGGCGCAUUUGUCGUUGCUCUCGUGGAGUUCUGCACUGUUAUUGGGGGCUUGACACAUGGUCUUGGACGAUCAACGGGCGAGCUGUCUUCGGAUAGCGUAGCAUCGGCGGGACAGGUGUUUCUGGCCUCAGAAGCAAUCUUCGUCGUUACGAUCUAUGUCAUCAAGCACUCCGUGGUCUGCACCGUUGAGCGACUGCUCGCCCCUGAUCAGAAGCUCCAACGGAUGGCAUGUUGGGUUUUCCACGGUGUGCUUGUCGUGUGCUUGAUUGCAUCUCUGCUCGUGGUUGCGGUUGAUUGCUCAGCGAUCGACCUCCUGACGCGCAGCAGAUUCGACUCUUGUCCGAGCCAGACACCUCGCUGGAUCGCCAUAGCCACCAUCGACAGCACUCUCGAAGUCGCCGUCUUCAUCGCCUUCACAAUCUUCAUCUCCACCCUCCAACUCCAACCCAAGCUCAAAAUCACCGUCACCCUCCUCCUAGCCUUCCGACUCGGCUGCAUCGCCUUCGCCGCCCUCCACGCACAUCACAUCGCUGCCUUCGAUACCCGCUCCAACACACAGGACAGCGGUCUCGCAGUCGUCGGAUCCGUCGUCUGGCAGCAGCUGAACCUAGGCUACUCGCUUCUGUCCGCGCUCCUGAUAGCGUUGAAAUCCUUCCUCGCCUCCUUCGAGACGAAUCACGGCUGGGGCGAACACGAGACUUUCAAAGCGACGUCUGCUGGCCAAAGCGGGAAUGCUAGGGACGCGAGCGCUCUUUCGUACGGGAUGAAACCGCUCUCCAAAAGCGGGAAGAAGGGUAGUGUGCUCCGUUCUUGGGGCUCGCGCAAUGAUGACUCAGGGGAGAAGUUGGAUAGAAAUCGGGCGGGCAAGACGGGGUAUAAGGCGAAUGUGGAAGCGAGGGGAAAGGAGGAGCGGGAUGAUGGGAGUGUGGGGUCAGGCAGAAGUGGGAUCAGCCAGCAUCCGAUUAUUAGGUAUGAGCAGAGGUUUGAGGUGACGAGUGAGAGCAAGUCGGGGCAGGAGGCGCAGGUGUGA
This is a messenger RNA of Saxophila tyrrhenica, 1191 nucleotides long. RefSeq lists its product as uncharacterized. The record is from RefSeq and is a predicted model, not a curated record. The coding region runs from base 1 to 1191 and encodes 396 amino acids. The transcript is spliced from 3 exons. Lineage: Eukaryota; Fungi; Ascomycota; Dothideomycetes; Mycosphaerellales; Extremaceae.